GCAUGCCGUGCGAAAAAGGACCUCGUCACAAAACAAAACAGGCUGUGACUUCUGUGUGAAACAACGACUAUUUUUGCACUAAUAGUCACGAAAAAGCUAUUUUUAAAUCUCCGUUUAUUGCGGAAUAUUCACUCCCUAUCGUCGAGCAAGCGACGCAAUUACGCCUGACAAGCUAUUAUGAUGAAAAGAGCUGACGCCACUCACUUGCUGGGUGUGAAGAGGAAACUUGAGGACAGCAGCUCAGAUGAAGACUCCAAAUUGUCCAGACAAGACUCCAGCCAGAAUGAAUCUCUGAGCGACCAAGAAGAACCCCGAGCCGGAUUCUCCAUGCCGUCCGUUUUAGUCCACGGCAGGGACACGGACUCUUCCCCGAAGGGCUCCAAGUUCUCCAUGUAUAACAGCGUCUCACAAAAACACACGGCAAAAUUGGGCUUCGGUGAGGGCGACAGCCUCGGACAGAGUCGCAGGGAGAUAGUGGAGGUGUCCACUCAGCGAGCCGAAGUCUCUUCGCCGGUCCAUGGCAGGGACACGGAUUCACCCCCGAAGGACUCAAAGUUCUCCAUGUAUAACAGUGUCUCACAAAAGCUCAUGGCAAAAAUGGGCUUCCGCGAGGGGGACGGUCUCGGCAAAUUUGGCCAGGGUCGCAGGGAGAUUGUGGAGGCGUCCACUCAGCGGGGGAGGCGGGGUCUCGGUUUAACUCUACAGGGAUUUCAAGGGGAGCUCAAUGUUGACUGGCGAGAUGAACCUGAGCCCAGCGCCACAGAGAAAGUAGACUGGUUCCCAGAAUGCACCACAGAAAUUCCUGACGCGGAGGAACUGCGGGACUGGAUGACAGUAGGGCCAAGAAAAAUGAAGAUCGAAGAUGAAACUGAGUUCUGCACCGAAGACCUUUUGCACACUCUUCUCAGGUGCAAGACGGUGUUCGACAACCUGGAACGCGAGGAGAUGAGGCGAGCGCGUACUCGUUCCAACCCUUACGAGACCAUCCGAGGAGGGAUCUUCCUCAACAGAGCAGCUAUGAAAAUGGCCAACAUGGACUACUGCUUCGACCACAUGUUUACUGACCCAAAAGCUCCAGAUGGGAAACCGUUAACCCACGACAACACCAGCGAGCUUCUGUACUUCGGCGACGUGUGCGCGGGGCCCGGCGGCUUCUCAGAGUACAUCCUGUGGAAGAGACGCUGGCACGCCAAAGGCUUCGGCAUGACGCUGAAGGGGCCGUGUGACUUUAAACUGGAAGACUUUUACGCCGCGCCUAGCGAGCUGUUUGAGCCUUACUACGGUGAAGGAGGCAUAGACGGCGACGGUGACAUUUCCCAGCCGGAAAACGUGACAGCCUUCCGGAACUUUAUAUUAGACAGCACUGAGGGGAGGGGGUUACACUUCCUCAUGGCGGAUGGGGGAUUUUCCGUAGAAGGUCAGGAAAACCUUCAGGAGAUUGUGACCAAACAGCUGCUGCUCUGCCAGUUCCUUACUGCUCUAUCAACAAUCAGGACAGGUGGCCAUUUUGUGUGUAAAACCUUCGAUCUCUUCACACCUUUCAGCGUGGGUUUAGUUUACUUGCUCUACCUCUGCUUUGACCGCGUCUCGCUCUUCAAACCCGUGACCAGUCGGCCUGCCAACUCCGAGAGGUACGUGGUAUGCCGAGGUUUAAAACCAGGCUCGGACGCGGUAAGGGAGUACAUGUUCCGUGUCAAUUUGAGGCUCAAGCAACUGCGGGACACGGAAAAGGACGUAACAGAUGUGGUCCCUCUCAGCAUCAUCAAGGAGGACACUGACUUCUACCACUUUAUGGUCAACUCCAAUGAGAGUCUAUGCGCCGUCCAAAUCAAAGCCCUGGCCAAGAUCCACGCAUUUGUUUUAGACCCGUCGCUAUCGGAACCGAGACAAGCCGACAUCCGCAAGGAGUGUCUCAAGCUGUGGGGGGUGCCCGACAAGGCCAGGGUCACGCCGGCGUCCUCCGACCCAAGGUCCAAAUUCUACGAACUGGUCAAGGAUCCCAACGUGGAGUUGUUCAAAAGCAACGUCACAACUCUAAACUCCAGCAACAUUCAAAAGCUGCGACGCGUCUUGGACUACAGGUGCAUUGUGGGAGGCGGCGAGCAGAUUUUCCUUCUAACGCUUGGCAAAUCUCAAAUUUACACAUGGGACGGCAAGAUGCCUCCACGUUGGCAGAAGCUGGAGAACUUCAAGCUGGAGCUUCCCAGAGAUUCUCUACUCAGCGUGGAGAUUGUGCAAGAGCUGAAGGGCGAGGGCAAAGCGCAGCGGCGGAUCAACGCUGUCCACGUGAUGGACGCGCUCAUUCUCAACGGCACGGACGUGAGAGAUCAGCACUUCAACAAGCGGAUCGAGAUGGCUGAGAAGUUUGUGAAGGCUGUGGCCAAACCCAGUAGACCGGACAUGAACCCCAUCAGAGUGAAGGAGGUGUACAGGCUGGAGGAAAUAGAGAAGAUCUUUGUCCGACUUGAAAUGAAGGUGACGAAGGGUUCAGGAGGAGUCCCACGUCCGUCCUACACGGGCCGAGAUGACCGUCACUUCCUUCCCAGGGGCCUCUACAUCAUCAAAACCACCAACGAGCCGUGGAUGAUGGCGCACAGCAAGACCCACAACAAAAAGUAUUUCUAUAACAAGAACACCAAAGUGUCCUCCUUUGACACGCCGCCAGACGCCGCGUCACCGUUCCACGUGUGCCACGGCGAACGUCUCUUCUGGGCGUGGGAGGGCGGAGUCAUAGUGCACGACUCGCAGACGCGCGUGGACGACGAAAAGCUGUCCAAAGAUGAUGUGCUGGCGUUCAUCCGCCACAACCACCAGCUGCGACCUUUGCACGACUGCCGUUAGCAAACGGAUUUGAUAUUGCGAAGCUUUUUUAUAACGUCAUUUGUUUUUAGAAUGGCAUACAGGUGUAAGGUUCCUAUUUUUGCGCACUUUGUACAUAACAGACUUGUCAUGCUGCGUUUUUUUUUUGUGUGUGUGUGUGUGUGUGUGUGUGUGUGUGUGUGUGUGUGUGUGUUUUCAGGACAGCACUGACAUUAUCCUAUAAAAAAAGUAGGGUGUGUAUUAUGAAAUUAAAUCAUGUAGCAGCAUUUGUUGUUCAUUUCCGUUUGUCUGAAAACUUUCCCCCCCUUUUUUUUUUUUUGGGCUAAUAUAAUCUCAGAAUCCCCUCUGUUACUGUCCUAAAUGUCACGGGUAAUGAAAUCAAUCUACAAUGCAUCUAUUAAAGAGAAAAACAUGCUAUUUCUUAAUGGACAAAUGGAUAUGUUUUUUUGCACUGUCAAAAUUUUUGUUCUUCCUCACACACUAUGACAAUAUUUCACUGCAACACCUCUGUAAAUAAAUAAACUAGGGCUGUCAAAAUUAUCGCGUUAACGGGCGUUAAUUAAUUUUUUAAAUCAAUCACGUUAAAAUAUUUGACGCAAUUAACGCAGAUGCCCCGCUAAGAGAGAUUUAAAUGACAGUACAGUGAAACUCGUUGUGUUUUAUGGAGUUUUGCCGCCCUCUGCUGGCGCUUGGGUGCGACUGAUUUUAUAGGCUUCAGCACCCAUGAGCAUUGUGUAAGUAAUUAUUGACAUCAACAAUGGCAGACUACUAGUUUAUUUUUUGAUUGAAAAUUUUACAAAUUUUAUCAAAACGAAAACAUUAAGAGGGGUUUUAGUAUAAAAUUUCUAUAACUUGUUCUAACAUUUUUCAUUUAAGAACUACAAGUCUUUCUAUCCAUGGAUCGCUUUAACAGAAUGUUAAUAAUGUUAAUGCCAUCUUGUUGAUUUAUUGUUAUAAUAAAUAAAUACAGUCCCUAUGUACCGUAUGUUGAAAGUAUAUAUCCAUCUUGUGUCUUUCCUUUCCAACAAUA
Messenger RNA from Corythoichthys intestinalis (scribbled pipefish), 3850 nucleotides. It is a transcript of the gene cmtr1, whose product is annotated as cap methyltransferase 1. Lineage: Eukaryota; Metazoa; Chordata; Actinopteri; Syngnathiformes; Syngnathidae. The record is from RefSeq and is a predicted model, not a curated record. Gene Ontology annotation, cellular component: nucleus; cytoplasm. Gene Ontology annotation, molecular function: methyltransferase cap1 activity; nucleic acid binding; protein binding. Bases 178 to 2841 code for a protein of 887 amino acids. The transcript has 25 exons. Gene Ontology annotation, biological process: 7-methylguanosine mRNA capping.